Molecule: messenger RNA, 1739 nt
Organism: Zychaea mexicana
Lineage: Eukaryota; Fungi; Mucoromycota; Mucoromycetes; Mucorales; Lichtheimiaceae
Product: acyl-CoA dehydrogenase/oxidase
Exons: 10
Coding region: 98-1672 (524 amino acids)
Molecular function (GO): heme binding; oxidoreductase activity, acting on the CH-CH group of donors; flavin adenine dinucleotide binding
Source: RefSeq, a predicted model, not a curated record
CUUCCCUUUUCAACCCCAUCACUUUCCCUCUGUGUUAAAGCCUCCUUUUCGUCUUUUAUACUUUUCGAUAUAUCCAAGAACACACAGCAACAACGUCAUGUCUAAGAAGUUCACGAUUGAAGAAGUUGCGAAACAUAAGUCUGAUAACGACUGCUGGAUCAUUGUCAAUGACAAAAUAUACGAUGUAACCAACUUUCUGGAUGAUCAUCCCGGUGGCAAAAAGGUUCUUCUCAAGGCAUCCGGUACCGACGCGACCAAGCAAUUCAACGCGUUCCAUAGCCCCUCCGUUCUCGAAAAGUACGGACCAAAGUUUCUGAUCGGUGAAGUUGGCACUGGUAUCGAGGAAGCUGCUCUAGAUGAAGAAGAGGAACGGUCGCCUCUUCAAAUCGGAGAAACCUUUGGUGAUAUGGUGCCGUUUGGUGAUCCAAUGUGGUAUCAGGAUUGGUAUAGUCCAUUUUACAAUGACUCGCAUCGUGCUGUGCGCAAGGCCGUUCGUGAUUUUGUCGAAAAGGAAAUCAUGCCAUAUACUUAUGAAUGGGACGAAGCCAAGAAAUUGCCCCAAGAAUUAUUCGAAAAAGCAGCCAAGGCUGGUAUCCUCACUGCUUGCUGUCAUCAUGCACCCGCUGACCUGAUUCCUUAUGGCUACCCCGCUGGCGUCAAGCCUGAAGAUUGGGAUACGUUCCAUAACGUUGUCGUUGCUGAUGAGCUGUCGCGGUGUGGUUCUGGCGGUGUAACUUGGGGUUUGAUAGGCGGUCUCGGUAUCGGGCUUCCUCCUGUUAUUCUGUUCGGCUCCGAUUACUUGAAAAAAAAGGUUGUUCCUGGCAUUUUAAGCGGCAGGGAAUUCAUUUGCUUAGCUAUUACUGAGCCUAGUGGUGGAUCGGAUGUCGCAAACUUGGUCACUGAAGCUAAGGAUAUGGGUGACCACUAUCUUGUCAAUGGCGAAAAGAAAUGGAUUACCAAUGGCGUUUUCGCCAACUACUUUACUGUGGCUGUUCGUACCGGCGGUCCUGGUUUUGAAGGAGUCUCCUUCUUGCUAAUUGAGCGCACCAUGCCUGGUGUCUCUACGCGUCAGAUGCACUGUUCCGGUGUCUGGUCGUCCGGCACUGCCUAUGUUACUUUUGAGGAUGUCAAAGUCCCAAAAGAGAACUUGAUUGGUGAAGAAAACCAAGGUUUUCGGUACAUUGUUGCGAACUUUAAUGCAGAACGUAUGGGUAUCGUCAUCCAAGCAAAUCGAUUCGCUCGUGUCUGCAUUGAAGAGUGUCUCAAGUAUGCCCACAAGCGCAAAACUUUUGGGAAGCGCCUCAUUGACCAUCCAGUCAUCCGAAAUAAGCUCGCUCACAUGAUUCGACAAGUCGAAGCAACGCAUGCAUGGAUGGAAAUCCUGGCGUAUCAAUCACUUCAUAUGCCCUUGGAAUUGCAGCCCCUCCGUCUGGGAGGAAACAUUGCAUUGUGCAAGGCUCAAGCAACACAGACAUUCGAAUACUGCGCCCGUGAAGCUGCCCAAAUCUUUGGUGGCCUUUCCUAUACCCGCGGUGGCCAAGGCGAAAAGAUUGAGCGUCUGUAUCGUGAAGUGCGCGCGUUUGCUAUACCUGGCGGCUCUGAAGAAAUUAUGCUGGAGUUGGGCAUCCGGCAAUCUACAAAGAUCGGCCAAUUUAUGGGUGCAAAGUUGUAACAAUAACAGCUGCAAUAAUACACUUGUCCAAAUUGGAAUAUCACUAAAUAAACCAAAAGAAGAAACC